CGCAGCAUGGCGUCCGGCUGCAAGAUCGGCCCGUCCAUCCUCAACAGCGACCUGUCCCGCCUCGGGGCCGAGUGCACCCGGAUGCUGGACUCCGGGGCCGACUACCUGCAUCUGGAUGUAAUGGACGGGCACUUUGUUCCAAACAUCACCUUUGGUCACCCUGUGGUGGAGAGCCUGAGGAAGCAGCUGGGUCAGGACCCUUUCUUUGACAUGCACAUGAUGGUCGCCAGACCGGAGCAGUGGGUGAAGCCAAUGGCCGUAGCAGGAGCUAAUCAGUAUACCUUCCACUUGGAGGCCACAGAGAACCCCGGCGCACUGAUUAAAGACAUUCGGGAGAACGGCAUGAAGGUUGGCCUUGCUAUUAAACCCGGGACAACGGUGGAGUAUCUCGCCCCGUGGGCCAAUCAGAUCGACAUGGCUUUGGUCAUGACGGUGGAACCUGGUUUUGGAGGACAGAAGUUCAUGGACGACAUGAUGCCAAAGGUUCAAUGGCUGAGGACUCAGUUUCCCUCUCUGGAUAUUGAGGUGGAUGGUGGAGUUGGGCCUGACACAAUCCAUAAAUGUGCAGAGGCAGGGGCCAACAUGAUUGUGUCGGGUAGUGCCAUUAUGAGGAGCGAAGACCCCAGAGCCGUAAUCAACCUCCUGAGAAACGUGUGUUCGGAGGCCGCUCAGAAACGCUCCCUUGAUCGGUGAACUCCACCCCGCCGUCCUCUCCCCCGUCCUCUUCCCUCCCUCCCCUUCGGUCCUCCCCCGUGGCUGCAGGUAGCUAAACGCUCUGCCUAUUAAAUCUUAUUUUUUACUGGUGCCAAA
Molecule: messenger RNA, 810 nt
Organism: Tachyglossus aculeatus (Australian echidna)
Lineage: Eukaryota; Metazoa; Chordata; Mammalia; Monotremata; Tachyglossidae
Gene: RPE
Product: ribulose-5-phosphate-3-epimerase
Exons: 6
Coding region: 7-693 (228 amino acids)
Biological process (GO): pentose-phosphate shunt, non-oxidative branch; pentose-phosphate shunt; carbohydrate metabolic process
Cellular component (GO): cytosol
Molecular function (GO): metal ion binding; D-ribulose-phosphate 3-epimerase activity
Source: RefSeq, a predicted model, not a curated record